UAGAAGGACGCGCACUUCCGGUGCCCUUUCUCCUACAAAGCCCGACUAAGGCGCCCGGGACCCUUGUGUGCGGGGUGCGGGGUGUGGGGUUCCAGGCUGGCCGGGACCCUCUCUGCUUGACCUCCGGUGCCCCCACUCCCUGUCUCGGGAUCGGCCAUGGCUCAGAACUUGAAGGACUUAGCGGGGAGGUUGCCCUCCGGGCCCCGGGGCAUGGGCACGGCGCUGAAGCUGCUGCUGGGUGCUGGCGCCGUGGCCUAUGGCGUCCGGGAGUCCGUGUUCACCGUGGAAGGCGGGCAAAGAGCCAUUUUCUUCAACCGGAUCGGGGGAGUGCAGCAGGACACCAUCCUGGCCGAGGGCCUCCACUUCAGGAUCCCUUGGUUCCAGUACCCCAUCAUCUAUGACAUCCGGGCCAGGCCCCGGAAAAUUUCCUCCCCCACAGGCUCCAAAGACCUGCAGAUGGUGAACAUCUCCCUGCGGGUGCUCUCCCGCCCUAACGCCAUGGAAUUACCCAGCAUGUACCAGCGCCUGGGGCUCGACUAUGAAGAGCGGGUGCUGCCCUCCAUCGUCAACGAGGUGCUCAAGAGUGUGGUGGCCAAGUUCAAUGCCUCACAGCUCAUCACCCAACGUGCCCAGGUGUCUUUGUUAAUCCGCCGGGAGUUGACUGAGAGGGCCAAGGACUUCAGCCUCAUCCUAGAUGAUGUCGCCAUCACAGAGCUGAGCUUCAGCAGAGAAUACACAGCUGCUGUGGAGGCCAAACAAGUGGCCCAGCAAGAGGCCCAGCGGGCCCAGUUCUUGGUGGAAAAAGCUAAGCAGGAGCAGCGGCAGAAGAUCGUACAGGCUGAGGGGGAGGCCGAGGCCGCCAAGAUGUUGGGCGAGGCGCUGAGCAAAAACCCUGGCUACAUCAAACUGCGAAAGAUCCGGGCUGCCCAGAACAUCUCCAAAACGAUCGCCACAUCCCAGAACCGGAUCUAUCUCACUGCUGACAACCUCGUUUUGAACCUCCAGGAUGAAAGUUUUACUCGGUGAGGAGCCCAAGUUGGGUCACUUGGGUUCC
Molecule: messenger RNA, 1054 nt
Organism: Suncus etruscus (white-toothed pygmy shrew)
Lineage: Eukaryota; Metazoa; Chordata; Mammalia; Eulipotyphla; Soricidae
Gene: PHB2
Product: prohibitin 2
Exons: 8
Coding region: 157-1026 (289 amino acids)
Biological process (GO): mitochondrion organization
Cellular component (GO): membrane; mitochondrion
Source: RefSeq, a predicted model, not a curated record